AUGCCAGCGCACCAAGGUAUGCAAGACUUGUCACAGGCGUAUAUCGGACAGGUCAAUUUUUUAAUUGCACAUCAGAAGUGCCGGAUAACCCCUCCAUGCUGGGCGUACUUUUUCUUCGCUUAUUACCGGGUUGCCUACGCUGUAACGGGCAAUAUUCAAAAUGGAAUGACUUUCGAAGACAAACCCGGCAAGAAGCCAGAGAAGUCUGCUAGUUUUCAAAGCAAUGUUUUUGUUGAAAAGGCGUCGGCAGCAAAUUUCUCUCAUUUUAAGGCGAUCUGUGAGGCAUCCCUGCACCAAAAAAGCAGUUCGAGGGUCCUCGGCGGCUCUAUCCGGAGGAGCCGAUCAAGCGCUGCCAGGAAUGGACGACAGAAGCCCUUGAGGCCUUAG
Messenger RNA from Blastomyces gilchristii SLH14081, 387 nucleotides. RefSeq lists its product as uncharacterized. Lineage: Eukaryota; Fungi; Ascomycota; Eurotiomycetes; Onygenales; Ajellomycetaceae. The record is from RefSeq and is a predicted model, not a curated record. The transcript is spliced from 2 exons. The coding region runs from base 1 to 387 and encodes 128 amino acids.